Molecule: messenger RNA, 215 nt
Organism: Dentiscutata erythropus
Lineage: Eukaryota; Fungi; Glomeromycota; Glomeromycetes; Diversisporales; Gigasporaceae
Source: the annotation of a GenBank genome assembly
UAAUUGUAUUACCAAAUGUUUGGUUUGACAUUGAAUACAGACCUUAUUACCGACUAUAUCAUAGACCCAGACAAAUCCCAUAUAGGCCAUACAGGCCAAGAAGAAGACCUGUACCAAACUACAUAGCUGCUUGCGGAUGUUGUAGUGGUGAAAAUCAUGCUAGAAAUGAUUCGAACGCCCCUUGUCAAAAUCAAAACUGUAUUAAUCCUAGAUUG